Molecule: messenger RNA, 2824 nt
Organism: Nasonia vitripennis (jewel wasp)
Lineage: Eukaryota; Metazoa; Arthropoda; Insecta; Hymenoptera; Pteromalidae
Product: valacyclovir hydrolase
Exons: 8
Coding region: 1661-2539 (292 amino acids)
Source: RefSeq, a predicted model, not a curated record
GUCGUCACCUAGCACAGCAUUCAAAUUUCCAAGAGAGCUCCAGCGCGACUGUUGUGUACACCUCGAAGACCGCAGUUGGGGAAACGCAGAGUGCGUGUGUGUGUGUGUGUGUGUAUCGAGCGAUAUCUGACCUUCGGCGCGGACUUCUAUUUUUCGGACGAGCGGAGAAAUCACACCAGCCCCACAGCAGCAGCCUCAUCCUCGAGGAGCAACAUGGCCCAGAACAUCAACCCGUAUUACUCGUCGCAAGGGGCCCAGAGCAAGUCGCGCGAGGAGAAACAAAGCAUGCCCAAAGACAAUCACGCAGUGAGCAAACGCCUGCAGAAGGAACUCAUGAUCUUGAUGAUGAGCACCGAGAAAGGCGUGUCCGCAUUUCCCGAGGGUGAGAACCUAUUCAAGUGGGUUGGAACGAUCGCUGGACCCGCCGACACGGUGUAUGCAGGCCUGACCUACAAGCUGACUCUAGAGUUUCCCCACAGUUACCCAUACAGUGCACCAGUUGUUCGCUUUGCAACUCCGUGCUUUCAUCCAAAUGUUGACAGUGGUGGCAAUAUCUGUUUGGAUAUUCUAAAGGACAAGUGGAGCGCUCUUUAUGAUGUUCGUACUAUUCUCCUAUCGAUCCAGUCCCUGCUUGGUGAACCAAACAAUGACAGUCCCUUAAACCCUGUAGCAGCAGAACUCUGGAACGAUCAGACGCAAUACAAAAAACAUUUGACUGACGAAUACCAUAAAGCACAAGCAAAGUCUGAACAGGAUUCAUGAUAAGCAAUACCCACCAACACUCGCUGAUCAUUCAUUUCACAUAAUUUAAGAAAUACCUUACAAAAGAUCUGUUUUUAAAUCGUCUCUUAACUAGUAAGAGCAGUCAUUACCAAUGUCAGAGACAUAGGUUUCAAAAAUGUGUCUCGUACAAUUUUAAAUUUUUUUUAAACUUUACGUCGUUAAAACAUAGUCAAUAUGGAACAGCAAUCAUUUAUUAUUAUUGUUUUACAUGACUUUUUUUUAUAACCAUAUAUUAAUUUUUAAAGACGACAUAAAGGUACAAAUUUCUUUGAAAGAGUAUCAAUUGUAACGAUUCUCUCUCUCUCUCUCUCUCUCUUUCUAUGAAUUAAGGAAAGAAAAGUUUAUUUUUUAUUUAUUAUUUUAUAAGUUUAUUAUUGUAGAGAGAUGCAUAUAUUAUGACUUUGAUAAUUUCAUUUGUAAUUCGCAACAUGUAUAGGUCAACCUUUGAAAGACUACAAUUAGUUUUUAUACAUUUUACUUUAAUUUUGUAGGAGAGCGUCCUUUUAAUUCAUAAAGUUUUCAUACACAUAUUCAUAAAUAGUGUUUUAUAAGGAUAAUAUAUUUGCAGAUCAUAGGUUUUGCAACCCUUUACCAUCUAGAGAUAGUCAAAGUACAUUGAUCAAUCCACAAUCUGUAUCGAUCAUCCAUUAUGUAUCUUUCAACGCUCGACUGAAUAAAAUAGAGCAUAAGAAAUAAAUUUUUUUGUUUUGAGUUCAAAUUGUUUCAACCCAUUUUUUUUAUUCACGAUUUUUUUUUUCUUUUCAUUAUAAAAACACCCUUGGCAGAGAUUUCAAAUUGUAGAUGAUUUUUAGAUAACAAGAUAUGUAGAUGAUAGUGCAUCUAGAUACUCGUACUAGCUAACAGCACAAGUAUAAACAUGUGGUUCACAACAAGACGUCUUCCGGGAUUUUUGACAAAAGUCAAAGGAAUUACGGUUCCAAUUUCUCGAAAUCUUAGAAAUAUGACGACAUCAACAAAGGCCGCAUCAGAUAUCGAAGAACAAAAAAUCGAGGUAGAUGGAGUUAACAUCAACUAUGUCAGGACAGGAGUGGGAGAGCAUCCAGUGCUGCUGUUGCCAGGAGCUAUGGGAACGAUAUGGACUGAUUUCAAACCACAAAUUGAAAACCUUAACAAAGAGAAGUUGACAAUCGUUGCCUGGGAUCCUCCUGGAUAUGGAAAGUCCAGGCCUCCAGAGAAAACGUUUCCUGAAAAUUUCUUCAGGAGAGAUGCCACUUGGGCCUGCAAUCUAAUGAGAGCUUUGGGAUACAAUAAAUUCUCUCUACUUGGAUGGAGUGACGGUGGUAUCACGGCUCUUAUCUUGGCUGCACAUUAUCCGGAAAACGUUCGAAAAAUGAUUGUAACUGGAGCUAAUGCCUACAUCGCGCCACAGGAAAUGAAAAUUUAUGAAAAAAUAAGGGACAUAAACACAUGGUCUGAGAGGAUGAGGGCGCCAUUGGUUGCCAUCUAUGGAGAAAAGUAUUUCCAAGACGUUUGGAGUGCUUGGAUAGAUGGGAUGAAGAGGAUCUACGAUAACAACGGGGGUGACAUCUGUAAAAAAGAUUUGGUGAAAAUUAAGUGUCCAACUCUGAUAGUGCAUGGGGCGAAGGAUGCCAUGGUUCUUGGAGAACACCCAGAUCACCUCAAGGCGAACAUCGCUAAUUCUAGAAUGGAUAUUUUUGAAAACGGAGCACACAAUUUACAUCUAAGAUACGCAGAUGAGUUCAACUCGUUGGCGAACCAAUUCUUCACGGAAUAAAGUUACUAUUAAUACAAGACUGUUCCAUUUUCGCAAAGGUACACCGAAAAUAAUCCGAAAUCGUUACGGUAUUUUAGCUUUAGCUCAAUCUUUGCUAUUUCUAUUUAAGAGUAGACGCGAUACUUUUGUUAACAAUUUACAUUGUUUACUAUUUGCAAAUCACAAGAGACUUUAUGCGAAAUAUGUGAUGUUUAAAAAACACGAUGAAACGAACAAACUUUGCCAUAUGUAUACGUAUACGUAAAUAUUUUCAUAAGAAUAAAAAUAUUUUUCGAUAAUGUAAAA